Ectocarpus siliculosus is the source of this 1422-nucleotide messenger RNA. The record is from the annotation of a GenBank genome assembly. NCBI's taxonomy places the organism in Eukaryota, Phaeophyceae, Ectocarpales, Ectocarpaceae.
AUGGCCGAAGAUCUAGGCGACAUGGUGUCGAGACACGCGAUGAAUGAAGACAUACAACGGCGGGAGCUGGCGUUGCCCCCGGGUCCCGAGGCAUACUACACGGCAAUCCGAACUGGUCUGUGUAACGCCUACCUCGCAGCCAGCGUCGUCUGCAGUAGCUUGGUUUGCACAAGCAAGACCGGUCGCAUGGGUACGGCAGGGAAAACUUUGCAGUUUCUGUCGAGCGCGGUGCCUGUGGUCAGCGGGCUUGCGGGCUUGGCUGCCGCAGCUUUGAAGGCGGGAGACCGAUAUCUGCAAACUCGGCGAGUGUCGAAGAUCUGCGAUAUCGCGCCCGACUCGACUGACUGUUGUUUGCUGGCGAGGACGUUGGCGUUGCAACUCUCGGAUGGGUAUGUGGACGGCACCCUCCCCACGACUGGCACGGCUGAAGAACGUGGCACGCACACCACAGCAGGCAUGGGUGGUGUUGAGGGCGUGUGCGGAUGGAGCCAAGAUAUUGGCGCCUCGCCAGACUCUGCGACCGAGGAAGCCGUCAUGGACUGGUUUGUCGAAGAAGUGGCGGACUACGAGCCGAACAACCUCGAUGCAAGGAAAACGACUCCUGCCGUACAGGCUGGGAGGAAGCUUGGGAAAAGGCACCUCCAGACUCUUCUAAAGGCGGUUGGGCGGGGUUGUCUCCGCGGCACAAACACUCCUGACGAGAAGGUGAAAGUUCUUGUCGGGAUUAUACUCCCAGAGGCCAAGCGGAAAGUUGGUUCGACAUCUCACGGCACGCAGGAGCGUACCAAUCACGAAGCUAGCUCCGCCCAACCAGCUUCACGGCAGUGGCAUGCUGCAGCUACUCGUCCGGGCGUUCCUGACGGUGCUGCCAAGAGUGAUAUUGACGUGGCAGCGUUGAUGGAGCGCAUGGCUUCCAUGCGCAUUCGCACGGAAGCAACGCACGAAGAGCUUAAAGCCGGCCUGGAAGCUUCUCGUGCGAAACAAGUCGAGCUUGAAGCAGAGAACGCCAGGCUUAAUGACGGUUUGGAAGCGGCAAAUGCCAAAAACGCCAAGCUGGAGUCUGAGGUGAAAAUCCUGAACAAAAAGGUGAUGAAGCCUGGGCAGGACUUGGAUAGCUUGGUAGCGAGCGGGGGCGGGCUAGCUUUGAAGCAGCGGCAAGCUGUCACCGAGACAGCAGUGGAUGACUUUCUCGAGAGGGCUCAAGAGAGAGCACCGGCUGCGGGUAAUGAUGUGGUGACCCUGGGGCAGCUGGCAGAGGCCGUGGAACUCCUGAAGGAAGUGCACAGCAAGAACGAUGAGCUACAUCGCGAGCGUGAUGCCAAGCUGAGCCGUUUUCAGAGGGCAAUGGACAGGAUCACCCGCAAAUGGUUCCCUCGUUGUGUCUUCUGCGGCCGGCACUACUCUUCGGCAGCGUGCCGAUGA